CUGCUACGAACAUUGAUGGGAUGGAUGCGUCUCACUCACUACACAAAAAUCCAAGUCUCUGGUCUCACACAGCAUAAUCACUGCACUAAUCUUCCGGCGGCCACUCCCACGCGUAACUACACAGUACCAGGGCAACGCAAACCAUUCCGGCUUUGCUGCCACGUACAUGACUGACACGGCCAAAAAUCGGUAUACAUACUAGUCUCCCUACUGCCUACAGACGACCGGUCAUUCAAACGGAAGGACCGAUCAUUCACGCUGCUGCUGCUGCUGCUGCUAGCGCCCCGCUCAGCACGGGGCUGAGCGCUUCUGCAGCCUCGUCAGCAAACUGCUCGUAGCACAGCAAAGCACCUGCACACACACACGGCCACACACACACAGAGGCGCAUCCGCAUCCAUCCACAGCACAAGUGUGUGCAGCGCACCCCCACACACAGACAGCCCACACACCUGGUAUCUCUUUGUAUGCGGCGAAGUAGUCCCUCAGCCGAUAGAGCUCCUCCUUGCUCGCACUCGGGAAGUCGGCCCCUCCCAACACACAGGUCUUCUCCCUCAACGCGGCUGGCAGCCCUGCAAUCCAACAACCCCACACAGCUUAUGUCCAGCCACCAUAUCCACCCACAUCCACCCACAUGCCCCCUCUCACCCUUCAGGAACUGUGUGACCUCGUCAACGCUCCCGAAUGGAUCCAGCCCUCCCGUGAUGAAGGCAGGCGGCACAAAGGACGGCCGCUCCACCGUGGCGGCUCUCUGCUUCUCCUCAAGCACCCCACCACCAAGGGCAUCCUCAGUCGUGAAGACGUGGCUGCUCAGCGCCUUGGUCAGCCUGCCCUUGGACGAGAGAUAGCCGUGCACCGCCCCGCCCACAAGGGGCGUCCCGUAGGCCCCGCGGAUGAGCGAUGCGACCGUCUUGCCGGUGUCUUGCUUGCUGCGGAAGAUGGUGGGGAAUGGGCCACGCCAGGUGGGCGAGGCGAGCACAAGGCGGUCGAGGGACGACAGAGAGCCGGGGAUGAGAUCGCGAUAGGCCUGCAUCGCAUCAAGCAACCAAUGCACACAUGACAGACAGAUAGAGAGGCUGUCGGCUGUUUAUUGAAAAGGAAGGCGCUCGGUGACUCAUAUAUAUACCAGGAGGGCAAAGAACCCGGUAUGGCCGCCGGCCACUAUCCGCAAGCUGCCGGCCCCCCCGUCCUUCUGCAGAUGGGAGACCAGGUCGGCAAAGAAGUGCGUGAAGGUCUCGGCGUUCAUGUCCUCCUCCGUCAGAGGCAUCUGGUGGUUGCUGCCGUAGCCAGGCAGGUCCACCAGAAUGGGCAGCAUGCGUGUGGCGGGGUCCCGCUUCGCCAUGGCCUUGACAAGAGGGAGCCACUCCGUCUUGGUCGACACGAAUGACGGCGCCGGGAUGAACAGGGUGGGCAGCAGGUCUUUGGAGUCCUCGCUAACCGCCUCACUGCAGCAUCACAGACCAUCACAGCAAGGCACAGAAGCCCACUCUGAAACCAGCCCCUUCUCCUUGUGUUGUCGACUCACUUGGGAAAGAGCACAUCAUACGAGAUCUCUCCCUCGCGUCCUUUCCAGCCCCACUUGAAGCUCUUGGCCUGCGCCUUCAUCCCAUAUGCCGUAGCAGCCAGCAUCGACAGAUGCCGCAGCUGUUGCAUUCCGCAAGCGGCAAAGCGGCAUCGUUUGGCGAAGCGCAGAGGCAUCGAUGGUGACGGCACCAAUGCCCAACAAAUGGACGGCAGCAUGACCAUAGCCAGCGAUGAAUAGACAGGCAUUCUCUGAAACCGCGAGAUGAUCGACCUGACGAGAUGACCCUGUCCUCCGUCCUCUCGCAAGCUGUGCGUGUAGGGAGGCUCUUUUCCCCCCCGCGACCUCAACC
Molecule: messenger RNA, 1872 nt
Organism: Vitrella brassicaformis
Lineage: Eukaryota; Vitrellaceae
Source: the annotation of a GenBank genome assembly